UUGUUGCAUUCUUAUAAAUAAGUAAUGUGCUCAUCAUGUUGUUUCUGUCCGACGUGCCCCGCCAUCAUCCCCUGUGGCACGGGAUGCUGCCGCUACUCGUGCCCGCCGCCACCGCCGUGCUGCCAGGCGGUGUGCCCGCCGCCCGCCUGCUGCACGCCCUGCCCGCCAUGCCGCUGUCGCCCGGUGUACCGACCCUGCCCCGCACCCGUACUCCCCGACAUUGUGGCACCCAUUGUGCCGGAGUUGCCGCUGUGCAAGCCUCGCAGGGUACCGUCCUGCGAGCCGCCUCCGUACCCGCCACCGAGACCGGUCUGUUGCCCGCCGGUGCUGCCCUGCUGCCCUCCGCCGGAACCCUGUGACCCACCACCAGUACGUCCUUGUCCGGAGCCCACGCCUUGUUACCAGCCGGUGUUACCUUGUUUCAAUCCGCAAUGUCCGUCGCCUAUAAUUCCAAAGCAACGACCGAUUUGCCCCCGAGCCCCGCCCUGCCCGUACCCGUGCUUGCCCGUGUCUCGUAGCUGCUGCCCCACUUGUGAACUGGACCCGGUGAACCGAAGGCGACCGCUUAUCGUACAUGACAGCGUGUUUCAGUGCCGUCCCUCCGGUCUUCCCGCAGAGUGCUAUACACGACGAAACCCCAAUGUCCGAUACUCGGUGGCGAAUUACGUCAAACAGGGCGAGCAGGCAGGCUGUGCUUAUUCAGUGCCUGUGCCAUUGAGGUAAUGUCGCCUGAUAUAGUUUUCGAGUUGUGUGCUGUUUCCUGUGUCGUGCAAU
This is a messenger RNA of Papilio machaon (common yellow swallowtail), 774 nucleotides long. Its product is annotated as DBF4-type zinc finger-containing protein 2 homolog. The record is from RefSeq and is a predicted model, not a curated record. Lineage: Eukaryota; Metazoa; Arthropoda; Insecta; Lepidoptera; Papilionidae. The transcript has 3 exons. Bases 25 to 723 code for a protein of 232 amino acids.